AUGGCUAUACUGGGAGUUAUGGUGUUCCCGAUAAAGUCCAAUUCUGUCGAUAUCAACAUAUUGCUGAUGGUUAUAAACAUCUUCAAUGAUCCACAAAGAUUUUCUUUGGUGCCCAUGAUCCUCACCGAAGUUCUUCGUUCGAUGAUAGCCUGCAUUAGGGGGCACAACUUCUUCGGGGGAUGCAGUAUGCUACUACAAAUUUGGGCUAGAGAACAUUUCUAUCGUCGUGAUCCACAAAUGGAUUUCUACAUGGGUGCACGUAACAGGAUCGAAAUCCAUGAAGAUCGUCUUCAAAAUUGGAUGGGUGCGCCAACAGGAAGGGAAGAGUUGCGCGCAUUCCUAAACAACCUUAUAGGAGAUGCCAUCCAGUGGAAGUUUUCUUGGAUAAGAGGAGUGGUUCUCGCUAGAACGGAUAAGAAAUCUACAAGCCGAGUGGGAAUACACGAUCGAUUUGGAAAUAGGAGAAAAAAAUGGUGCACGCCGGAGUAUUAUGCUUGGCAGAAUACUGUAAGUCAUAUGGCUCAUCCAAGCGUACACGGGCAUUCGGGGUUUGUAGACAACCAACAUAUUGAUUGGAUUAGAGAAUCAGUGCUUCCUCGCAUGGGAUUCACCGCAUCCAUGUAUAAUCAAAUUGUUCCCGGAUCCAUCGAUUAUUUGAUCCAGGUGGUUGAAGAAGAAGAAGAGGAAGAAGACCCGGAAGAGGAUCCUGAAGAAGACUCGAAAGAGAACCCUGAAGAAGACCCAAAAGAGGAUCCCGAAGAAGACCCAGACGAGGACCCAGAAGAAGAGGUGGAGGAAGACCACAUGGAGGUUUCUGAAACGGGUUCUAAUAUCUAUGACCCAAGAGAUGGAGGGGUGAUAGACAUGUCUCCCAAACACGGCCCCGACGGGUCUCCAGAGUACCACCCAGAGCCAUUUUAUGAUGGGGAUGAUGACGGUGAUGAUGCUCCAACCAGGCCGUAG
Molecule: messenger RNA, 963 nt
Organism: Solanum tuberosum (potato)
Lineage: Eukaryota; Viridiplantae; Streptophyta; Magnoliopsida; Solanales; Solanaceae
Exons: 2
Coding region: 1-963 (320 amino acids)
Source: RefSeq, a predicted model, not a curated record